AUGUCGAUUGUGCUGACGUCGGUGGAAGCGUUUCGAGGCAAGGACUGUCCGCUCGAGACUUGUGAGUCAACAGGACUGUACUUUGCCGGUCCAAAGUGUUCACGACGGACGGUGUGGAAGGCGGCGCAGUGCGGGAUUGCAGCCGUGGAGAAGAAUGCAACGGAUGUCAUCGAUGCUCAGCUGACCACGCUCUGGUCUGAAGAUGGCGGCCUGACGGCAGUCCCGGAUAUCCGACUUUUCAAGCACUUGCUGCACAACACCUCUUGGUCGGAUGAGAUUGAUGUGAUCGUGGGGUCUGCCUUGGACGACAAGAAUACGAACGCAGUUGACAUUCUCUUCACGAUCAAUCAGGUCACACCAUCAUCGAGUGUUACUAAAAGCUGUCCGGACACGCCGUCCUUCGUUGCUCCUUGUGUCGAGUUCAUUGAUACUGAGAUGGAAAGCUGGUGUCUUCCUCGCCGCGGUGGAUUCGUCGACCUGUGGCUCGACAGAGCAAUCUCAAACAAGUCAAUGUCAAUGGAUACCUCAGCCACUGCAGUCGUCUCUACGACAAACGCUGCCACGAGUCGAUCAGGAACGAUCGUUGUGCUGAUCGUGCUGCUCAUCUUGCUCGUGGCCGCCAUUGGAGCACUUGUAACAGUGCAGAGGAAACAAUCCAAGACGCACUUUGUGGCAUCUCCGGCCAAUUACGAAAGCGGUACGACAACGCGGUCAAAGUGCAAGACCCCUCAUGCAGUUUUUCGACCGAGCACGCCACGGACGUCCAUGGACCAGCGACGGUCGAUCGAGCUGACAGCUUUUUGUAUCGACGCGAACAUCACAGCCAAGCGCAUCGCUUACGACAGUCUCACUUUCGACAAACUGAUUGCACGCGGGGCGAGCGGUGAGGUCUGGCGAGGCACUUGCGGCUCCCGAGUUGUAGCGAUCAAGCAAUUGCUUCCAGAGAAGCGGCACAACGAAAGCGCCGUCAUGAUGUUUUCACACGAGGCCCGCAUUGCAUCGGCUCUGGAACAUCCCUCCAUCGUUCAGUUCGUCGGUCUCUCGUGGAAUCGCGUAUGCGACCUGUGCAUCGUCUCGGAGUUUAUGACGCAGGGCGAUCUCUCGGUGCUGUUGACGUCUGCACGAAAGGAAGAGCUUUCGUGGUGCAAAGAGAAGCUCGCCAUUGCCAUUGACAUUGCCGAUGCACUGACGUAUCUGCAUGGUCGAGAGCCCAUUAUCAUCCAUCGCGACCUCAAGUCGCUGAACGUGCUGCUUGACAGCCACUUGCGUGCGAAGCUGAGCGACUUUGGGCUCAGUCGCGAGCGGUCGGUGGACGAUACAAUGACGAAUGGCGUCGGCACUCUACUGUGGACGGCGCCUGAGAUUUUGCGGGGUGAGGCUUACAGUGAAAAGGCAGACGUGUACUCCUACGCGAUCGUUCUAUCCGAGCUCGACACUUGUCUGCCACCCUUUGCACUCAAUACAGAGGUGAGAGAGCAUCAUCUGACCUCCAUGCAGGUCAUGCACUUGGCUACAUCGGGGGACAUUGCCCCUCGACUGCGGGCCGAUUGCCCCGUUCCGCUGCAGCAGCUCACAGCCGCUUGUGCGAGUUUUGACCCACGUCAGCGGCCGACCGCAUUGGAAAUUGUCUGUGCGCUCCGCAACAUUGUUCGCAACGUGACCUUUGACGCGAGUUUUGCAGCGUCACGGUGUAGUUGA
Hyaloperonospora brassicae is the source of this 1698-nucleotide messenger RNA. NCBI's taxonomy places the organism in Eukaryota, Oomycota, Peronosporomycetes, Peronosporales, Peronosporaceae. The record is from the annotation of a GenBank genome assembly.